Xenia sp. Carnegie-2017 is the source of this 1437-nucleotide messenger RNA. Its product is annotated as dnaJ homolog subfamily B member 11-like. The record is from RefSeq and is a predicted model, not a curated record. Gene Ontology annotation, molecular function: misfolded protein binding. Gene Ontology annotation, cellular component: endoplasmic reticulum. Gene Ontology annotation, biological process: protein maturation; protein folding. NCBI's taxonomy places the organism in Eukaryota, Metazoa, Cnidaria, Anthozoa, Malacalcyonacea, Xeniidae.
CUGCAUCACUUCAAAACCUGGCAAGAUGGUGGACACAGUCAGAAAAUGGAGAAUUGUUUACCUUCUUCUCGGUUUUUGCUUACAUAUUUUAGCCGGAAGAGAUUUUACGCUAUACUUGGCGUGUCUAAAACGCCAGUAAAAGAAAUAAAGAAAGCUUAUAGAAAGCUUGCUAUGAAAUGGCAUCCAGAUAAGCAUCCUGACGAUGAAAAAGCUCACGAGAUGUUUCAAGAUCUCAGUACGGCGUACGAAGCGCUUUCUGAUGAUGAAAAAAAGGUUUAUGACGCUCAUGGUGAAGAGGGAUUAAAAAAGAUGUCUGGAGAGAAUGGUCAUGAUCCAUUUGACUCUUUCAACAGUUUCUUUGGUGGUUUUAAUUUUCACUUUGGAGGAUCUGAUCACUCCCAUCGACGUGAUUAAAGGAGGGAUAUUGUGAUGGACCUUGAUGUGACUUUAGAAGAAUUAUAUGCUGGGGAGUUUAUUGAGAUGAUGAGACACAAGCCAGAAUCAGAAACUAUUUCAGGCACAAGGAAAUGCAAUUGUCGUCAGGAAAUGCGUACAACUCAACUUGGCCCUGGUAGAUUUCAGAUGGCCCAAGAAGAAGUGUGCGAUGAAUGUCCUGCAGUGAAAUAUGUAAAUAAAAUGAAGAAGUUAGAGGUUGAGGUAGAACCUGGAAUGAUUAACGGUCAGGAAUGUUCCAGAUUUGUUGGAGAAGGUGAACCGCACAUUGAUGGUGAUCCUGGGGACUUGAAGUUCAUCAUAAAGGAACAAAGACAUCCUAGGUUUCAUCGUGAUGGAAUGACUCUUCAUACUAACAUCACAAUAUCACUUGUUGAUGCUUUGAAUGGUUUUGAAAUGGAUGUUGCACAUUUGGAUGGGCAUAAGGUUCAUGUAACAAGAGAAAAAUUACAUGGCCAGGUGCCACAAUCAAAAGAAAGGGGAAGGAAUGCCCAGUUAUGAUAAUAACAAUCUCUUUGGCGAUUUAUUUAUAACGUUUGAUGUCGAGUUUCCAAGAGGCACAUUAGAUGACAAGGAAAAGGAAGCUGUUCUCAAAUUGAUUAAACAGAAGUCAUCACAGACGACAUACAAUGGCCUAUGAAAAGAAGUUUUGCAAUUCCUAUUUAUCAUUCUUUACCACUCUGACCUGAUUUUGUACAUGAAAAGAAGCUUGCAUUAUAAAUUCCCAGUUAUUAGAUAGAUGUCUCUCAUUGUGAGCGCGGUCAUUCUAACAAAAUAUCAAGGCUCAGUCGUGGAACUUUACGCCACAAGAAAACAAUGUUGAAAUGCUGUCAAAGUUUCAUUUUUUUAAUACAUGCCUGCAAUUUUUCAUUUUUCAUGCUCUUAAAUAUGAUUAUAUUUGUUUUAUGUGAACUGUUGAAGUGCUGUUUUCACCCUGAAAGAGAAUAUAGUGUGAAAAUGAAAUAAAGUAUGAAAACCAUCAAA